Westerdykella ornata is the source of this 1267-nucleotide messenger RNA. Its product is annotated as NAD(P)-binding protein. Lineage: Eukaryota; Fungi; Ascomycota; Dothideomycetes; Pleosporales; Sporormiaceae. The transcript is spliced from 3 exons. The record is from RefSeq and is a predicted model, not a curated record. Gene Ontology annotation, molecular function: oxidoreductase activity. Bases 102 to 1187 code for a protein of 361 amino acids.
CAACAUCUAUUUCACAUUAUCUAGCAUCCUCCUUCUUCCCAGAAUAAAGAAUCGAGUUCUCUCUUGGUACAAUCGUCGCAUAACCCUAGCAAUCACCAACAAUGCCAUCCGCAAUCGCCAUCAAACAAAUCCACGGCAAACCAGGCCAAGUCUACUAUCCCCUCGAAAAGAUCACAAUUCCUACUCCCCAGCCCAAGGAGAACCAGCUCGUCAUCUCCCUCACCGCCGCCGCCCUCAACCACCGCGACCUCUUCAUCCGCCAACACCUCUACCCAGGCACCGCCUUCGGCAUCCCCCUCCUCGCCGACGGCGUCGGCAUCGUCACCGCGACUGGCUCCUCCUUCAGCGCGCAACAAUGGCUCGGCAAGCGCGUCGUCAUCAACCCGGGGACAGGCUGGAAAGACUCCCCCGAAGGCCCCGAGAGUCCGACAGGGUACAAGAUCCUCGGGGGCACGAAGAUGAAUCCGUCGGGCACGCUAGCCGAAGUCAUCGUGACGGAGGCGAGCGAGGUCGAGGAGGCGCCGGCGCAUCUGAGCGAUGUGGAGGCUGCGGCGUUCCCGCUGGCGGGGCUCACGGCGUGGAGGGCGCUGUUCGUCAAGAGUGGGAAUGCGGUGGCGGGGAGGAAUGUUUUGGUCACGGGGAUUGGGGGUGGGGUCGCGCUGUUUGUGUUGCAGUUUGCCGUCGCGCAGGGGUGUAAUGUUUAUGUGACGAGUGGGAGUGAGGAGAAGUUGCGGAGGGCGGUCGAGUUGGGGGCGAAGGGAGGCGUGAAUUAUAGGGAGCAGGGGUGGGAGAAGAAGUUACAGGCGCUGUUGCCGAAGGAGAGGCCGUAUUUGGAUGCGAUUGUGGAUGGAGCUGGUGGGGAUGUUGUGUCUAAGGGUGUGAAGUUGUUGAAGGCUGGCGGCGUCAUCUCCAUCUACGGCAUGACCAUCAGCCCCAAGAUGGACUUCCUCAUGAGCGCCGUCCUGCGCAACAUCGAAGUCCGCGGCUCGACUAUGGGCUCGCGGAAAGAGUUCGCCGACAUGACCAACUUCAUCAGGGAGAAGAAGAUUAAGCCUAUUGUCUCGCGCGUCGUGCACGGCUUGGAAGUGGACGUCGUAGAUCCUCUGUUUGACGAUAUGAAGAACGCGAGCCAGUUCGGCAAGCUGGUCGUUACGAUCGGUAAGAGUGAUGCAUCGAGCAAGCUGUGAAUAUCCGUGUAUAUUAUAAAUAGAAUGAAGAAGAUCUCCUCUCAGAGGAUAAAUGAAUAGAGGACAUCGUAUAACCACAC